Drosophila ananassae is the source of this 1844-nucleotide messenger RNA. Its product is annotated as vanin-like protein 1. The transcript is spliced from 2 exons. Lineage: Eukaryota; Metazoa; Arthropoda; Insecta; Diptera; Drosophilidae. Bases 93 to 1775 code for a protein of 560 amino acids. The record is from RefSeq and is a predicted model, not a curated record.
GUUAUUCUCCGAAUAUUUUUGGUCGCUUUUUGUCUUCGUGGUUGGCCAAAAUCGUUACGGGAUGGCAGUUAGAUUUUGGCCACGUUUAGGCCAUGAUGGCUAUCAAAGUUCUUGUCCUUUUGCUUAUUGCGUUUUUGGGCCAAUCGCAUCAGCGCUCUCAGCCCAGUGAUGCUACAUAUUACGCCGGAGUUGUGGAGCAUAUGGGGGCACCGGCUAGUAUCACAUCCCCCAGGGAUCGUACCACCUACAUCUCGACCGAAUUCCAAAGGAUUAUUGCCUCGGAUGAGGCCAAGGACUUGGAUAUCAUUGUAUUCCCGGAGCAUGUGACCAACUACAAGGAGACUGCCUCUUUUGUGCCACACGGUGGCCAGAACGUGACGCCCUGCUACCAAACGGACUACGAUCUCCUGCUGAUCGAGAUGUCCUGCGCCGCUCGGGCCACCGGCAUCUACGUGGUGAUCAACUUAAUUGAAAAGGAGAUUUGCGCCAAUGGCAGUGGAUCGAAUACCUAUGAUCCGUGUCCGGCUCAGGGUAUCCGUUUCUUCAACACAAAUGUGGUCUUCGAUCGGAGUGGCAGAGUGAUAUCUCGCUACCGGAAGACCCAUUUGUGGCGCCACGAAUACAAUUCCAGGUCUGUGCUCCGCCAGCCGGAUGUUUCCACAUUCGCUACGGAUUUCGGUGUGACCUUCGGUCACUUCAUUUGCUUCGAUAUGCUCUUCUACGAACCGGCCAUGGUCCUGGUGAGGGAUCUCAAUAUCACGGAUAUUAUCUAUCCGACGUAUUGGUUCUCGGAGCUGCCCUUCCUCACGGCCCUCCAGUUGCAGGAGGGUUGGUCCUUCGGGAACAACGUCAAUCUCCUGGCGGCGGAUGCCAGUGAUCCGGCGGGCAAGACAACCGGAUCCGGUAUCUAUGCCGGACGAUUGGGACGCCUGCAGGCGGAGAUCUUCGCCCAGCCGACGACACGAUUGCUGAAAGCCCGUGUCCCCAAGAAGGAUCGAGUCCAGCAACUGGGCGACCAGGUGGAGGAGCUAUUCACCCCCCGACUGAUCACUCCACGGCUGACCGGAGUGGACACCUAUCGGGACUAUAAUGUUGAUAUUUUCGAGACCGUUCUUUUGGAGCCGGACUUCCUGGAGGUGUCACAACGCCUGUGUCACGGCACUUUCUGUUGUGAUUUCUCGGCGAAGAGGGCUCUGACUCCGGGCGACAUUACGGCUGACCUCUUGACCUAUCGCUAUCGUAUCGCCGCCUAUUCGGGCGAUGAGACGACCGUUAUCCGUGUGGAUCGUUCCGAGCAGGCGGUCUGUGCCAUUAUUGCCUGCACGAACGCUAGUCUCCUCAGCUGUGGCUCCAUAUUUCCGGCAUCCGGCGGCCAAGUCGCCAAUAAACAUUACUUUGCGGAGAUCAAGAUCAACGCCAGUUUCCCGGCUGCUCCGCGCGGUCGUCGCCUCAUCAUGCCCAGCACUCUGGAUGGCAGCUUCAAGCCCAUCGCCGUCUCCAAGUUCGAUUGGUCGGAGUCGCCGGCUCCGGCUGCAAAAAAUCCGGACAAGGAAACCCGGAUCAGCUUGGAUCUGAUUCGGCCGCAAAACGACCUGCUGACGUUUGCCAUUUGGGCCAAUUACUACACGGACCUGCCCAGUACCCACAACUUGGAUCACAUGCAACCAACAACAGAGGGCGCUGUUGUGCCGACCCCGACCUCAGGGGCGCCAUCUAUGGUCUGGAAAUCACUCACUUCACUUUUGGUUCUAAUAAGUCUAAUUUUUCAAUUUUAAAAAAGAUAAUUUUUAAAAAUGUAUAUUUUUUUCAGCAAACUUUAUAAAUAAUAAUAUUUUUUUUGAAUA